GAUUCGACGUAACGCUUCAUCAUUUCAUCCAUCUGCGUGGGUUGAACAUUGAUGCUCGAUUUCUCUGAUGCUGGUGACCAGGCGGUGGGAGAGGCUCGCGACCCGCACAUUGUUCCUCGCCCUUGCGCUGUUGCUGCAUUCUAGGAUGUUGCGACAAGUGUUGCACGAGGGGCUCAGGACGUCAUUCCACAAACUGGGCCACUUUGUAGCCAAUCACCCGGUGUUUUUCGCCUCCGCACCCGUGUUGAUCUCCAUCCUGCUCGGCGCGAGCUUCAGCAGAUACCGCAUAGAGGAAAACGUGGAGUACCUGUUGGCGCCCAAACACAGCCUUGCGAAGAUCGAGGGGAACUUGGUGGAUAGUUUGUUCCCCGUUAACCGGUCCAAGCACACUCUCUACUCGGACUUGCAGACACCCGGGAGAUAUGGCCGGGUCAUCGUGACCUCGCGCAGGGGGAGCGUGUUGGACCCUCACCACGUCAAUUCAGUCCUGAAGCUACAUAACACAAUCACUCAGAUCCAGGUCCCUAUGCUGGGCUUCAACUACACCUUUGCUCACCUCUGCCUACUGGAUGACAGCAAGAGCUGCAUCGUGGACGACAUCCUGCGUGUUCUGGAGGAGAUGAGGUUGGCACGGGCAUCCAACCAGUCCAUACCUACUCUGCAUUACCCCAUCACCAGACUCAAGGAUGGGCGAGAGGCCUACAUUGGCCACCAGCUGGGUGGUGUCCAGGCAGGUGGAGGGCUAAAUGGUGUGCGUUCUGCUCGAGCCCUUCAGCUCACAUACUACCUGCAAGUGGCCAGUCCACUGAAUGAAGUGGUAGCAGCCCGCUGGGAGCUGCUGUUCUGCAGAGAGCUGGAUAACUUUGGAAAAGUUCAUCCAGAGUUUGGCUUGUACCCCUUCACAUCCUCUUCUCUGCAAAGGGACUUCCAAAGGACCAGCCGGGUGUCAGAGCGGCCGCUGCUCUUCAGCCUGACUGUAUGUCUCUCGCUGGCCAUGCUGUGCUGCUCGAUGCGGGACUGUGUGCGUACUAAGCCCUGGCUGGGUCUGCUGGCUCUGGUGACUGUCAGCCUGGCUACACUCACCUCUGCAGGCAUCUUCAACCUUACCGGAGCGAAAUACAAUUCAACAUACCUGGGCAUCCCUUUUGUCAUGUUGGGUCAUGGCUUGUUUGGCACAUUUGAAAUGCUGUCAUCUUGGCGCCGGACUCGCGAGGACCAGCAUGUGAAGGAGCGGGUUGCAGCUGUGUUCUCAGACUGUAUGCUGCCCUUCACGGCCAGCACGGCCUUGCAUGUGGUCACCUUCGGCAUUGGGGCUAGUCCGUUCACCAACAUCGAGGCUGUACGUCUCUUUUGUCGAAAUGCCUGUAUCUCAGUCCUCUUCAACUACCUCUACAUCCUCACCUUCUAUGGCUCCAACCUAGUGUUUGCCGGAUACCUGGAAAACAACUACCGUCACAGUCUGUUUUGCAGGCGUGUACCAAAACCAGAGUUACUGCAACAGAAGCCGGCAUGGUAUCGGCUCCUCAUGUACACACAUUACAAUGAAGAGGCCACAGAUGCUGGACCUCUGCAUGCUUAUGAAAGUCACCUGCUGGUAGCAUUCAUGAAGCGGUACUACUGUGACUGGAUCACCAACACCUAUGUUAAACCCUUUGUGGUUCUUUUUUACUUGGUCUAUGUUUCCUUCGCUCUCAUGGGCUACCUUCAGGUCAGUGAGGGUUCAGAUCUUAGUAAUGUGGUUGCCACAGAAACAAGUACUAUAGCAUAUACCCGUGCCCAGCAGCGCUAUUUCAGCAGUUACAGCCCUGUGAUUGGCUUCUACAUCUACGAGUCUAUUGAGUACUGGAACACCAGCGUGCAAGAGGACCUACUGGAGUACACCAAAGGAUUUGAACGUAUCUCCUGGUUUGAAAGUUACCUCAAUUACCUUCAUGGGCUGAACAUCACUACUAGCCUGUCACGCAGCAAUUUCACCGAACGACUGCGAUCUGGCUUUUUGCUGCAACCUCACUACGUGCACUUCUCUGAUGAUAUCAUAUUUGCGAAACGUGUAGAUGGGGAAUUUGAUGUGGUGGCUUCGCGAAUGUUUCUAGUGGCUAAGACAACAGAAAACAAACGAGAGGAGAUGUCAGUCCUACUGGACACAUUGAGGAAGUUGUCGCUGACCUCAAGGGUGAAGUUUAUCAUCUUUAAUCCAUCCUUUGUGUAUAUGGACCGCUAUGCCUCAUCUGUUGGAGCACCACUGAAGAACUCUUGCAUUGCUGCAUUGUUUCUGCUGUUUUUUUCCACCUUCUUGGCAGCUGACCCACUGGUAAAUGCCUGGCUAACUGUGACAGUAGCCUCUGUUGAGUUUGGGCUGGUAGGGUUCAUGACACUGUGGCAGGUAGAGUUGGAUUGUGUCUCAGUACUAUGUCUGAUUUAUGGGGUGAAUUAUGCCGUAGAUUCCAGUGCUCCUCUGGUAUCUGCAUUUGCUCUUGGACGAGAAUCCACCCGUACACGCUGGGUGAAACUGGCUCUGGAGCGACAUGGAGUUCCUGCACUUCAGAGUUACUUAUGUUAUGGGGCUGCACUGCUUCCCUUAGCGGCUGUGCCCUCUAACCUCACCCGCACACUCUUCAGGUGCCUCUUUCUCACUGCCAUCAUUACCGCCUUCCACUGUUUGGCCAUCCUCCCCGUCCUGCUCACCUUCCUGCCUCCCUCCAAGAAAAAAAGGAUGGAGAGAAAGAAUGCUGCAGAAAACAGUGAAGAGAUUGAGUGUGUAGAGAUGGUGGACAGCACACGUGUGGUUGAUCAGAUUACCACUGUCUGACCACAUGACCAAAAGAAAGAGGCUGCCUGGAGAAUAUAUUAGAGGGAAAAAAACACCCCCAGGGGGUGGCAGAGGGAGGCCUGAGAUAUAAGAGAUAGCCUGAGUGCAGCUGGGCUUCUAGUUUCCAUAUUUAAAAGCCUCUAGGCUUUGAGGUAUUUUGUAGACAUACUUUAGCAUAAAUAAGUUUGAGCCUACUUUUUAAGUAAGGCUUUGUUGUGAUGGUAAAAGCAGUAGAAGAGUUUGAGGUUGAGCCAUUAAAGCAAGGCCUUGUUUUAAUGGUAAAAGCCCUGUGCAAGCUUUGUUGAAGCUUAGCGCCCAUCGCUCACAAUGAGGCCAGAGAGAGAAAGGUCAGAUGAACCACGUUGCUGCACAGUUGCAGAUUAUCACAGAGCAGGCUCCUCUUGUCUGCAGUUUUACAGCAGUGGAGGAGAGCUCUUGCUUUAACAAGGUAUUGAUAAGACUAAGACUUUCAUAGGGAACAAAGCUAAAGACCAAGCAGCCAUAUUCAUUUCUGCUGAUAGCCAUGACUUUACUGCACCUGAUAUCAUCUCUCCUCGGAGACUAGAUGUGUUGUUGAAACCAUAUAUUUGUCUCUAAGGAUUUAGUGGUAUUAAAAGUGCACAAUUCUUGAAAAGGUUCAUGAUAUCUCCAUCCAUUCAUUUUUCUCCACUCAAAAUCUCCUCCCCAACCCUGACCAAAUACUGUAUGUCUCAGAGGCAUUGAAGGCUGAUCUUCUACAAAGGGAUGUACAGUAUAAAGUUCCCAGUAUACUUCAUACCAAAUUGAAGAACAAAAUCUGGCUAAAUAGAAGGUGUUUUUGAGUUCGUUUCAGUGGUUCGUAACCGCUUAUCUGUGACUUUUGUUUAAUAAGUCUACAAAGUGAAUAAAAGUUACUUAAAUACUCUUUUUAAAAAUUCACUCUGUUGUUUGAUAUGCUGCUUCACUCAUGUGCCAUCUGCAGCCGAAAGCCAUUCACACAUCUGCCCAAAGUGAGAUUUGUGUUUUAUCAUCAUUCUUUUGUCUGUAUUCUGCCAAUUAUCACUGUUUUAUGCACACAUCUUUGCAGUGGUAUGAGUGUCAUUAAAAAUAACAAUAACAGAGUGUAAUCGGCACAUGUUAUGGCCAUGUACAGCAUGUUAGCAUAUUAGCACCAUGAAUGCAGAAUGUAAACAUGAUAAAUUACACAUUAUCUACUGCAUAUGUAUUACUUUAAAUCAUCACUGAGUGGUUAAAACAGCUUCUUUUUCUAAAUCAUGUGAAUUCUACUCAGAAUGAGGCAUGAAGUUAUUGAUAACACAUUUUAAUUUUAGUUAGGGUUUUACAUGUGCUGUAGUCUUGUAUAUCCUCAUAGUUAAAUGCUCCUCUAAAACGCCUCUCCCAGCGGUGUGGCCAGUGUCUGAAUGGUCGCACUUUUUUUGUUUGUUUUUUUGGCUCUGAGCGAAGAACGAACUUCGCAGUGAGUAUACCGGGACCUUAAGAGAGAAAAAAACAUGUAAGGAAAUGAUAUGGGUGGUUAUGGGGCUGGGUUGUGUUGUGUUAUAAAGAAGCAAGACUCUGCUGACAGGUUGGUAUGCAGUUCAAUGCUUCAACAGUAACCCUGGUCACAGUUUAGUUGCAUUGUGUAUGUAUAAUUUCCUUCUCCCUCAAGUUAAAUAAGAGCAUUGUUACCAAUUAAGUUGCACUGCAGUGUGGAGCAUAAUCUAUGAAGGAUUUGAUCCUGCUGCUCCCUGCUUAUUUUGUUUGCCUCUAAAAACGCUGAAAAUCACCUCAUAAUGCUCCUAAUCAAAAUGCAUAAGCCAGAGUCCCUUCAUUUUAUCCUCCUUUACCCUCUGUGUGUGAGAGGCUUAAAAAAAAGACCAAUAGAGAGACCAAAAGCACAGGGGAAAAAGAGAGAAAGAGAAUGAGAGCACAGGAAAGGAGCAUCUGGCCAAUCAAAUCCUUACUUUUCAGAUUCUUCACAGUCCCAAGGCAACUGAUGUCAAAUCAGUCAUAAGGUAAAAUGGCAUCCCUUUUAGCUCAGACUCUCACUGUAUCUCUGCAGGUAGUUCUUCAGUGCAGAUUUGAGGACUUUAGGUUACUUUUGAGUUUCUUAAAUCCCUAUCUGUCAAGCACACGUUUGAAGUUUGAACGUCAAGACUGAGACAAUAAACAUCUGUGAUGUCUGUGGUGUGACUUAUAGGAGCAAAAUAGAAAGGGUACAUUGCAACGUAUCUGAUGUCACUGAAUCCAUGGCUCCCGAUAAUAUCUGUAAGGAAAGGAAAGGGAAAAAGACAGAUGAACAUACAAAUGAUUGGACAGUUUUGUACAAAAGUGCAUUCACACACACACCCAAUGUGGCAAUUGUACAAGAAGUCACUUUUUGAUCAGUAACCACCUACUUGACCAUUGGUCCUCAGCUCCUCCAUUCUCCAGAUCACUGGACAGCCAACACACACAUCUGGAGAAGCACUUUUUUAAUGGCUAUACACACCUAUAAGGCUAAUUAAACCUGACCCUAUAUAGAGUGCUGAAGUCUCCUAGUGCAGCAGUCAGUACUCAAUACUCUUCUGACUAAUCUAAGUAUAGUGCUCUGAAUGAUGCUUCCAACGAUGUCAUUAGAGCGUUUUGAGACGUGAUCUUAGACCAGCAACCAGACUGCAGCUUCCUCUGAUCUCAGUGCAGUGCUUUAAACAGAGCUCUGACUGAUAUCAAUAUAGCAGUCUGAAUGUAAUCCAAAUUCUGCAGUAUCUAUCUAGUUGGACAGCUUCCUUUAUUUUGUAGGAAUAAGCACUGUUGUUUUACUGUGGGUAUAUUGACCCAGCUACAGUAUGUCUGUGUAACUAACUGUCCUUGAAAGUGUGUACCCUUUAAGAGAAAUGUCAUGGACCUAGACAGAUCUUCAUUUAAUAAAUGAAACUUAAUAGUUCAUGUCUUCAUUCCAAUCUCUGUCCCCCCUUUCUAUUUUAUGAAUAGUGCUGAACAUGAACAUUAAAUGCAAAGUCAUUCACAUACCUCUGCUUUCAUACAGAGACACUCAGGCUUGCAUCCUUUCAGUUUGUUUGUACAACACGUCCACUGUAUAAUUCUGUCCAAAAAUUAUUGAUGUGAAGCAGUAUUGGCACUGGGCCCUAUGAGGAUGUCAAAAGCCAGUGGGAAGACUAAAAAAUGAAUAUAUAACACCCACACUGGCUUGCGUGCACACACACACACACACAAAUUUAGCCUAAAGUACAUCCAUUCACUGAUUAUCCCUCUGGAGAAGAUGAUUGUUGUUGUUGUUUUUUAUCUGUUUCUAUGAACUUCAGAAGAAUAAAAUGAAA
This is a messenger RNA of Myxocyprinus asiaticus (Chinese sucker), 6108 nucleotides long. It is a transcript of the gene ptchd1, whose product is annotated as patched domain containing 1. The transcript has 3 exons. Gene Ontology annotation, cellular component: synapse; plasma membrane. Bases 68 to 2809 code for a protein of 913 amino acids. Gene Ontology annotation, biological process: cognition; chemical synaptic transmission. NCBI's taxonomy places the organism in Eukaryota, Metazoa, Chordata, Actinopteri, Cypriniformes, Catostomidae. The record is from RefSeq and is a predicted model, not a curated record.